AUGGCGCUGGCCGAGCUGUACACUCAGUACAAUAGGGUUUGGAUCCCUGAUAGUGAAGAAGUUUGGCAAUCUGCAGAAAUCACAAAAGACUACAAAGCUGGAGACCAUUUGCUUCAUGUGCAAUUAGAAGAUGGAAUUGAAUUGGAUUACCCUGUUGAUCCAGUCGCUUUGCCACCCCUACGAAAUCCUGACAUACUUGUUGGUGAAAAUGAUCUCACUGCACUUAGUUAUCUCCAUGAACCAGCUGUUCUACACAAUCUUAAAGUUCGUUUUGUGGAGUCAAAACUUAUCUACACCUAUAGUGGAAUAAUUUUGGUUGCAAUGAACCCCUAUAAACAGUUGCCAAUAUAUGGAGAUGCUAUUAUCCAUGCAUAUAGUGGUCAGAACAUGGGAGACAUGGAUCCACAUAUAUUUGCUGUUGCUGAAGAAGCUUACAAGCAAAUGGCAAGAAAUAACAAGAAUCAGUCUGUUAUAGUCAGUGGAGAGUCGGGAGCUGGAAAGACAGUAUCUGCAAGAUACACUAUGAGAUAUUUUGCCACUGUGAGUAAAUCAAGCAGCAAUGCACAUGUGGAGGAAAAAGUACUGGCAUCCAAUCCAAUAACCGAGGCUGUUGGCAAUGCAAAAACUACGAGGAAUGAUAACAGCAGUCGAUUUGGAAAAUACACUGAAAUCAGUUUUGAUCAGAGUUACCAAAUCAUUGGAGCCAACAUGAGAACAUACUUGCUUGAGAAAUCCAGAGUUGUCUUUCAGUCAGAGAAUGAAAGAAAUUACCAUAUAUUUUAUCAGUUGUGUGCAUCUGCUGUACAAUCUGAAUUUAAGCAUCUUAAAUUGGGAAGUGCAGAAGAAUUUAACUAUACAAAAAUGGGUGGCAGCACAGUCAUUGAAGGAGUUGAUGACAGAGCAAAUAUGGUGGAGACUCGGAAGACAUUUGCUUUACUGGGUCUGAAGGAAGAUUUUCAGAUGGAUGUUUUUAAAACACUGGCAGCAAUCCUACACUUAGGCAAUGUGCAAAUAAUGGCUAUUGGAGAUGAAAGAUCAUCUGUCAGUUUGGAAGAUAAACAUCUCAAUAUAUUCUGUGAACUUCUGGAUUUAAACUGUGACAAAAUGGCUCAGUGGUUAUGCCACCGAAAGAUUAUCACUACCUCAGAGACUGUAAUAAAACCAAUGACAAAAUCUCAGGCUGUUAAUGCAAGGGAUGCUUUGGCAAAGAAGAUCUAUUCUCAUUUAUUUGACUUCAUUGUGGAAAGAAUUAACCAAGCUUUGCAUUUCACUGGCAAACAACAUACUUUUAUUGGUGUUUUGGACAUUUAUGGCUUUGAAACAUUUGAUGUGAACAGUUUUGAACAAUUUUGCAUCAAUUAUGCUAAUGAAAAACUGCAGCAGCAAUUUAACAUGCAUGUCUUUAAACUUGAGCAAGAAGAAUAUAUGAAGGAAGAUAUCCCAUGGACUUUAAUAGACUUUUAUGACAAUCAGCCUGUCAUUGACCUUAUUGAAGCUAAAAUGGGUAUUUUAGAACUUCUGGAUGAAGAGUGCUUGUUACCUCAUGGAACAGAUGAAAACUGGCUUCAAAAGCUAUAUAAUAAUUUUGUCAACAAAAAUGCACUCUUCGAAAAGCCAAGGAUGUCAAAUACAUCUUUCAUCAUUCAACACUUUGCUGAUAAGGUGGAAUAUAAAUGUGAAGGAUUUCUGGAAAAAAACAGAGAUACAGUAUAUGAAGAUUUAAUCGAAAUCUUGAAAAUCAGCAAGUUUCAUCUAUGUGCGAGCUUUUUUCAAGACAAUCCAGUGUCCAUUUCACCUUUUAGUUCAGCUAUAAACAUCAAAUCUGCAAGACCUGUUCUCAGAUCGCCUAACAAACAAUUCCGGAUGACAGUUGGCAGUAAGUUCCGCAGUUCUUUGUAUUUACUUAUGGAGACACUUAACACAACUACCCCUCAUUAUGUAAGAUGCAUAAAGCCAAAUGAUGAGAAGUUGCCUUUUGAGUUUGACUCAAAAAGGGUGGCUCAACAACUACGAGCAUGUGGUGUUUUGGAAACUAUUCGAAUUAGUGCACAGAGCUAUCCAUCCAGGUGGACUUACAUAGAAUUUUUCAGCCGAUACAGCAUUCUAAUGACACAGCAGGAACUCUCCAUAAAUGAUAAGAAGCAGAUUUGCAAGAUCGUAUUGCAGCGACUAAUUCAGGAUCCUAACCAAUACCAAUUUGGGAGAACAAAAAUCUUCUUCAGAGCAGGACAGGUUGCUUACUUGGAAAAGCUGCGGUCAGAUAAACUGAGACAUGCAUGCAUCAUGAUCCAAAAGAGUGUUCGAGGCUGGCUGCAGCGGAAGAAAUUCCUUCUCAUAAAACAAGCAGCUAUUAUAAUACAGCAAUACUUUCGUGGGCAGCGGACUGUACGGCAAGCUGUAACUGCAACAGCUCUGAAGCAAACCUGGGCAGCUAUAGUUAUUCAGAAAUACUGUCGGGGUUACCUGGUUCGUAAACUUUGCCAGCUCAUCCAUGUUGCUGCUGUAACAAUUCAAGCUUAUACAAGAGGAUUUCUAGCAAGGAAAAGAUACCAGAAGAUGCUUGAAGAACACAAGGCUGUAAUCCUUCAGAAAUAUGCCCGUGCAUGGCUUGCAAGACGCAGAUUUCAAAAUAUUCGGCGGUUUGUAUUGAAUAUCCAGCUUUCCUACAGAGUUCAGCGACUGCAGAAAAAGAUAGACGAACAGAGUAAAGAAAAUCAUGGCUUGCUGGAAAGAUUAACUAAUAUGGCUUCAACUCGUAUGAAUGACUUGGAUACAAUUCAGAAACUUGAACUAGAUAUUGAAAAGUUAACUGCACAGAAGAGAACAUUUGAGGAGAAAGGAAAGAAAUAUAAAGAGGACAGUGAACAGAAAAUCUUAAAACUUGAGAAUCAGAAUAAAGAACUGCAAGAACAGAAAGAGACCUUAGAAAGAAAGCUCCAAGAAAAAACUGAUGAGAUGAAAGAUAAAAUGGAUGACCUCACAAAGCAACUCUUUGAUGAUGUACAAAAAGAAGAAAGACAGAGAAUGAUACUCGAGAAAAAUUUUCAAAAUCAGAAACAGGACUAUGAAAAGGAGAUUGAAUUGCUUAAGGGAGAAAUUAAGACUCUCAGGGAAGAAAAAAUUCAGCUACAGCAUCAAAUUCAGCAAGAAAUUGUCAUUCAGGAUGGUUUGAAAAUGGAAGUAGGACAACUUACAAAACAAGCACAGACAAUACCUGAAUUGCAAAAGGAAAUUGAACUGCUGCAGACACAAAAAAUGGAUGUUGAAAAGCAAGCGCAGUCCCAGAAGCGAGAAAUGAGAGAAAAGAUGUCAGAAGUUACGAAACAGCUUCUUGAAAGUUACGAUUUUGAAGAUGUAAGAAGCAGACUCUCUACAGAGGACUUGGAACACUUAAAUGAGGAUGGAGAACUGUGGUUUGCUUAUGAGGGCUUGAAAAAAGCGACAAGAGUAUUGGAAAGCCACUUCCAGUCUCAGAAGGAAGCCUAUGAAAAGGAGAUUGAAGGUCUGAAUUUUAAAGUUGAACAUCUUAGUCAAGAUAUUAAUCAUCUACAAAAAUUAUUUCGAGAGGAAAAUGACAUAAAUGAUAGUAUUCGACUUGAAGUUAGCAGGCUAACUUCAGAAAAUCUGGUGAUCCCAGAUCUUAAACAGCAAGUCUCUGAGCUUGAAAAACAAAAAUCAGAUCUUGAAAAUCGUCUUCAAGAACAGACUGUAAAGUUGAAAGGAAAAAUGAAAGAGAUGUCUAAUCGGCUGCAUCAUGAGCUAGAAAGGGACAGAACACAAAGGCGAGCAAAUGAAGCCCAGAAUGAAACAGACCUAAAAGAAAAAGAGAGACUGAAAAUUACAACCCAAGAAAUUGAGGGGCUGAGCAAUGGUUUCAAGCAAAGUGAAGUCCAGGAUGAAGUAAAAAGCAAGAUAAAGCAAGAAACAAUUCGACUUACUGUAGAAAAUAUGGAUCUUGAAGAAAAACUAGACAUGAAGGACAGAAUAAUAAAAAAAUUGGAGGAUCAGAUCAAAACUCUUACCAAGACUCUUGAGAAAGCCAAUGAAGUUCCUGUGCCAACUUUGUCUAAAGAAUACAUUGGAAUGAUGGAAUACAAAAAAGAGGAUGAAGAAAGGAUUGUUCAAAAUCUGAUCCUUGAUUUAAAGCCACGAGGAGUUGUAGUUAAUAUGAUACCUGGCCUUCCAGCUCACAUCUUAUUCAUGUGUGUGAGGUAUGCAGAUUAUCUGAAUGAUGCUGACAUGCUGAAAUCAUUCAUGAAUGUAACCAUUGAAGGUAUCAAACAAGUUAUUAAGGAAUAUUCAGAAGAUUUUGAGAUGUUGUCCUUUUGGCUUUCCAAUACAUAUUAUUUUCUUAACUGUUUAAAGCAAUACAGUGGGGAAGAGGAAUUUAUGAAGUAUAACACCCCACGUCAGAACAAGAACUGUUUAAAGCAUUUUGAUCUCUCAGAAUACAGACAGAUUCUUAGUGACUUGGCCAUUCGUAUCUAUCACCAAUUUGUUACUGUAAUGGAGAACAACAUUCAGCCAAUGAUUGUUCCAGGCAUGCUGGAAUAUGAAAGUCUCCAGGGAAUUUCUGGCUUGAAACCUACAGGGUUCCGUAAACGUUCUUCUAGUAUAGAUGACACAGAUACCUACACAAUGGCCUCUAUUCUGCAACAACUCAGCUAUUUUUAUAGUACAAUGUGCCAGAAUGGCUUGGACUCCGAGCUUCUAAAGCAGGCAGUGAAGCAGCUUUUCUUUCUGAUUGGAGCUGUCACCCUCAACAGUCUGUUCCUUCGCAAGGACAUGUGCUCUUGUAGAAAAGGAAUGCAGAUAAGGUGCAACAUCAGCUACUUGGAAGAAUGGCUUAAAGACAAGAAUCUCCAAAGUAGCAAUGCUAAAGAAACUUUGGAGCCUCUGUCUCAGGCAGCCUGGCUCCUUCAGGUCAAAAAGAUCACUGAUGAUGAUGCCAAGGAAAUAUAUGAGCACUGCACAUCUCUUUCCACUGUGCAGAUAGUUAAGAUCCUUAACUCAUACACACCAAUAGAUGAUUUUGAGAAAAGAGUGACUCCGUCAUUUGUUCGUAAAGUCCAGGCUAUGCUAAAUAAUCGUGAGGAUGUUCCACAGUUGAUGCUUGAUACCAAAUACCUCUUUCAAGUGACGUUUCCUUUCACCCCCUCUCCACAUGCCUUGGAAAUGAUACAAGUCCCCAGCAGCUUCAAACUUGGCUUUCUCACAAGAGUGUAAUAAAAAGAGGCAUCAAUAUUUCUUCAGAGGCUAGAGACAGACAGACUUUCAUGCUUUGUUUCUUCAGCUAAUGAAUGGUAUGGUAGU
This is a messenger RNA of Rhea pennata, 5313 nucleotides long. RefSeq names its product myosin VC (gene MYO5C). The transcript is spliced from 41 exons. NCBI's taxonomy places the organism in Eukaryota, Metazoa, Chordata, Aves, Rheiformes, Rheidae. The record is from RefSeq and is a predicted model, not a curated record. Gene Ontology annotation, molecular function: microfilament motor activity; ATP binding; actin filament binding. Gene Ontology annotation, cellular component: vesicle; cytoplasm; myosin complex. Gene Ontology annotation, biological process: vesicle transport along actin filament; actin filament organization. The coding region runs from base 1 to 5226 and encodes 1741 amino acids.